AUGUGGUGGCAUUGGUUUGUAAGAUUAAAAAAUGAAAUAAUCGAAAUUAUUUUAACAAUAAAACAAAUGAUAUGUAGACCUGUAAUGAUGAUUCUUCAUUGUCUUUGGUUGGUUAUUACAUGCCAAGAAAAAACUUGGAUUCAAAAUGCUAAACAAUUAGCCGAACAAGAUAGAUUGAAAAAUGAUGAUAUUGGACCAAAUGAACAAAUUCAAGGAACGGCUUUAGCAUACGAAAUGACUCCGCCAUCUUUAGCAGUUCGUUCAGCAUUGAGAUUACAAUUUUGGAUAUUUUACUGGAAUCAUCUACGUGAGCAAAUCAGACUAACGAAAACACUGCCAGCCAGUCUUACAGAACUAGAUCAACCUGUACCAGACACAGCAAAAUUGAUACCAGUUCUAACAGAAAAUAUUGAUUUAUUGAAUAAUUAUAUAGAUAUUGAACCAAUUAGUUUACGUUCAUUAAUGAAACAUGGACGUUAUUUAGUUGUUAAUUUUGGUAGUUGUACAUGA
This is a messenger RNA of Rotaria sordida, 510 nucleotides long. The record is from the annotation of a GenBank genome assembly. Lineage: Eukaryota; Metazoa; Rotifera; Eurotatoria; Philodinida; Philodinidae.